Knipowitschia caucasica is the source of this 735-nucleotide messenger RNA. The record is from the annotation of a GenBank genome assembly. NCBI's taxonomy places the organism in Eukaryota, Metazoa, Chordata, Actinopteri, Gobiiformes, Gobiidae.
AUGGAAUUGCAACAGGCCAAGACGACCAAUGAGAAGGAUGUUUCUACAGUUGCACCAAACAGUGAAGAUGUGGCCAAAGCUGUUCUAGCUCAUGGCUUCCAUCCUACGCUCAUUGGCUCCGAGGCCUGGGAGGGAUACAUGUUUUCAGACCAGGAGAUCCGCAUCAAGGAAUCCACAGACUUCUACGGGGCGGUCCUAUGGCCUUCAGCGAUGGUCAUAUGUCACUUCUUGGAGGAGAAUCGAGACGUCUACAAGUUAGUCGACAAAAACGUGAUUGAACUGGGAGCCGGGACUGGACUUGUCACAAUAGCGGCCAGUCUUUUAGGGGCUAAAGUGACGUCCACAGACCUCCCUGAUCUGUUGGGAAAUCUCCAAUACAAUGUAAUGCGCAACACCAAGAACCGAUGCAAAUAUAUUCCCCUGGUGACGGAGUUGUCCUGGGGCGCACAGGUGAAGGAGCGCUUUCCCCACGACACUCAUUACUUUGACUACAUCCUCGCGGCGGACGUGGUUUACUGUCACCCGUUCCUGAGUGAGCUGCUGGACACUUUUGAUCACCUGUGCAGAGAGAACACUAUGAUCUUAUGGGCCAUGCGUUUUCGACUGGAUCCGGAGAACAGCUUUGUCGACCGAUUUAGGGAACGAUUUCAUUUAGAGGAAAUAUACGACCUCCCGACUUUGAGUAUUAAGCUGUACCGCGCCUGGAGGAGAGGCCCGAGCACUAAUGGACUUUAA